GUGACAUGGAUCCACAGGUUCAGUAUAAACUGACCAUGGAUGCAGAGAUAACAAUCAGUACUGUCCCAGUGUUUCUUUUGUCCGGACUUUCCUGGCACUGAGGGAUGAUGAGAGUGAAAGGAAGAGAAUAAAGAGGAACUGUGAGGACGCUCAGAAUUCAUUUAAAAAAAAACAAAAAAACAACAACAACCAACAAACAAAAAACAGGACUCGCUGUGAUGAUGGAGAAAGCUGCACUGCUGCUGUUUUGUUGCCUGUUCAUGAGUUUAUCAGGCUCCCCGCUCUACCCAUCCAUUAGGUUUGGCCGGAGGGACACGUCCAUCCUGAUGACAUCUUCUAUAAAGAACCCAGGAGAGCGGCUGCAGGACGACACAUGUCCUCAAAGGGGGCGAGCAGAGCUGCGCCUUGGACGUCACGCUGACGCCAUCUUCACAAACAGUUACAGGAAAGUCCUGGGCCAAAUCUCUGCCAGGAAGUUCCUCCAGACUAUCAUGGGCAAGCGGCUCGGAGAUGAAAACCAGAGCUACAUGAACCGUCGGUCAGAUAUCUAUGAAGGGACCUAUAAAGAAGAUCUGACGUCCAUCCAGAGCGACCAGAGAUACAGAGGGGUACACAAGGGUGUCAUGAGGCCGGGUUUACUGAGUUGAGAAGGACGGACCGAAGGGUGCCAGGUCUCCAUGAAAUUUGUUCCACCGCCAUCCAUUGCCACUCGCUUUCUUUUACUUUUCUCCAACCUGUCUUUUUAAAUGCAAGUUAUAGUAUUGUCCUUUAUUCUCAUUAAAAGUUGGAAAGA
Messenger RNA from Mugil cephalus (flathead mullet), 793 nucleotides. RefSeq names its product growth hormone releasing hormone (gene ghrh). Gene Ontology annotation, biological process: growth hormone secretion; positive regulation of growth hormone secretion; positive regulation of cell population proliferation. Gene Ontology annotation, cellular component: terminal bouton; perikaryon; extracellular region. The record is from RefSeq and is a predicted model, not a curated record. The transcript is spliced from 6 exons. NCBI's taxonomy places the organism in Eukaryota, Metazoa, Chordata, Actinopteri, Mugiliformes, Mugilidae. Bases 219 to 647 code for a protein of 142 amino acids. Gene Ontology annotation, molecular function: neuropeptide hormone activity; growth hormone-releasing hormone activity; peptide hormone receptor binding.